This is a messenger RNA of Tilletiopsis washingtonensis, 1314 nucleotides long. RefSeq lists its product as hypothetical. Lineage: Eukaryota; Fungi; Basidiomycota; Exobasidiomycetes; Entylomatales. The transcript has a single exon. The record is from RefSeq and is a predicted model, not a curated record. The coding region runs from base 246 to 1130 and encodes 294 amino acids.
ACGCAAAGUUCGACAUGCACGCGCGCAACGGCCCACGCGCUCGUCGCCGUCGUCGAGGGAGACGAAGGCGUGCCACUCGUCCAGACCGCCUGCUCCUCGCGCGCAAAGCGCAUGGGCAGACUCGUCGCUUCUCUGCGCACCUGCUCGUGCCCCUCUCAUCGCUCCACGACGUCUAGGAGAGGAGCAAGAGCGAUUCGCAGGCUGCGUGUCUGCCACACUGGCGCCGUGCCGCAGCGCGCGCGUGCAUGCGGCGCGCGCACGGAUCGCCUCUGUCCCGAUGCGCGCCCUUUUCGUCGAUCCUGCGCCGAUCGCUCGAGCGAGGCAUACCUCCAGUACGUGGAGCGCAUAGCUGGCCUCUGUCCGCACCGAAUGGUGCCUCACAUGCCCCCUUUCGCGCCCGGGAUGAUGGAGCGCGCACAGCUUGCGGCGCCGACUUGAUCCAUCCCAUGUCGCGCGCGGCGCGCGCGCCUCGCCAGUGUCGCGCCUCGCGCGGGCACCUCCGCAGUGUCGCGCCUCGCGCGGGCACCUCCGCAGUGUCUGUCCCCGCUUCUCCUCCAACGGCCGGCCCGCAUGAGUCCAGGCCGCGGCCGUCCGCCUGCAUCGUCCACAGCCGAGCCGGGCGCACGCAACAAGAGGGCACUCGCCAGCUUCGCAAGAGCACAGCCCGACGGUGCUCUGGUGCCCUCGUGCGCGACACGCGCGCUUUCGCCAGAUGCCAGCCGACAGCCAGGCCGCUUGGAGCGCGCGCAAGGCUUCGCCAGAGGGCCGCCGACGCGCACCAACGAGACUCGCGCUGUGCCCUGCGCCCCCCGAGCACAGCGCCCAGCAGCGUCGCCAGCUUCGCAAGGAGCGCGCCCGACGUGCUGGCCCCCGCCGUCCUCGUCGCGCCGGCGCCCGAGCCCGCCCCUUCCUAUCGGCAGCCUGCUGUGCUCCUCUCCGUUGCGGUCCGCCUACUCUUUGUCUGCUGCACGGCCAUCCCGGGCGUGGCGCAAAGACUCACGGAUGUACGGGGGUAUCUCAUUGGCUGUCUUCUUCCCCCAUCUGCCCUGCUGUUCCCUUCGCUGCCCCUCUGUCAUGCUCUGCCGUUCUCCCUCAUGUUUCCCCUCGUCCCGUGCGCCCCUCAACCCUGAUCUGCCCCAGUGCGCCCAGCUCUCAUUGUGCUGCGCCUGCUGCAGCAGCAGCAGCCGGCGCCGGCGCCGGCGCGGCAGCAGGUGCCGCUGCUGCGGGGGCAGGAGCAGCGGCGGCAGCAGGCGCCUGCGAGGCGCGCAGCUUGCGGUAGUCUGCGGCGCGCGCCACGACGAAGGCCGUGACGUC